CUGGCGGCGAGGCCACCUACGCUGGCAUGGCUCUCUACAACAAUGGGGCCGAUGUGCCUCCGCCCCAGGAAGCCUCCAACGGCUUCUCGCAGCCUGGUGCCUCAGGUACGUGGCACAAAGGCGAGGAGGAGGUGCGGCUGGUGGAGCCCAGCCUGGUGAAGAAGGCUCACCGGGAAAUCCUGGACCAUGAGCGCAAGCGGCGGGUGGAGCUGAAGUGCAUGGAGCUGCAGGAGAUGAUGGAGGAGCAGGGGUACUCCGAAGAGGAGAUCCGGCAGAAAGUGGGGACCUUUCGGCAAAUGCUGAUGGAGAAAGAAGGCGUGCUCACUAGGGAGGACCAGCAUGGGCGCCAAAUCGUGAUAGAGAACCAUCAUGGGGCAGAUGCUGAGGAGUACGUGGUGGAGUACCCUGACUACGGCGAGGGCUGCCUGCUGCAGUGUGACUGCUCGGCCGAGUGCUACCGCGAGGACAGCGGCCACCGCGAGUACAGGCUGAAAAGACGCUCAAGCAGCUCCCCCUCUCCUCCGCCCAAGAAGAAAAAGAAAAAGAAAUCGGGUCACCGCCGGAGCCGCAAAAAGAGGAAACCUGGCUCGGAGCGCAGCUGUGAUAGCUCUUCACCCAUCCGUAAGGAGAAGAAAAAGAAGACUGGAAAGAAACACAGACGUGACAGGUCUGAGUCAGGGUCGCGGAAGAAGAGAAGACACAGGUCUCGGAGCCCCAAGAACAAACGGAAGGAGAAAAACAAAGAGCGCAAGAGGUCCCGCAGCGAGUCCCCGGCCUGGCGCUCGCACCGGCGCAGCUCCUGCAGCUCCCACAGCGCCUCGCUCUCCUCCGACGACAGUGGCUCAAAAUCCCCUGGCAGGCUAAGCCCCAAGCGCCGGCAGGACGCCCCCAAGGGCAGCAGCGCCCGCUCCAGCCGCAGCCCGUCCUCCCCCUCGCCCUGCCGCUCGGCCUCGCCGCACCAGAACGGGCACAAGGGCAGCACCCAGAAUGGCCGCCACAGCCACGGCGCCCCGCUCCCGGAGCCCUCGGAUAGGCCGGCCUCGGCGUCACCCUCUCCGCGGGCUCACGGCAGGACGGAGCCGCCGUCCCCCCGUGCCCGGGGGGGCCGACACGGUGCCCGCAGCCCUCGGUCGCCCACGCCGGAGCGGGCCAAGCACGGCCACCGGCAUCGCUCCCGCAGCGCCUCGCCGCCGCCCCGCCACCGCGGCCAGAGCAAGGGAUGGCCCCAGGCCCCUCGGGAGCCCCCGCCGCCGCUGCUCAGCCCCGCCGGCUACAGCAGCGAUUCGGAGGGCUCGGCGGGCUCCCACCCCUACCACCCGCCGCUCGGCCCCGACAGGAACCAUGGCGCCCAUGCCAAGAAGGUGAAGGAGAGGCACCACCGGGGCCGGCCCAACAGCAGCUCGGAGUCGUCGGCCAAGCACUCCCGGCACGCCUCAGAGCGGAGGAAGAGCCCGUCACCCAGCCCCGGCCAGCGCAGCAGCUCCUGGAGCUCCAGCGGCUCCCUCUCCAAGUCCCGCUCCCGCUCCCGGGAAAAGAGAGUGGGACGCAGCCGCUCCCGCUCACCCUCACCGAAAAAACCCGCCAGCAGAGAGAAGGACAACGAGCCUCGAACACGCCACGGUGACCCCGAUCCCGCCCGCGCCCGGCGCCGCUCCAGGAGCUACUCCCCCAUCAGGAAGAGGAGACGUGACUCCCCCAGCUUCAUGGAGCCCAGGAGGAUCACGAGUGCUCGCAAGCGUCCCAUCCCCUACUACCGCCCCAGCCCCUCAUCCUCCAGCUCUCUGAGCACCUACUCCUACAGCCGCAGCCGCAGCCGCAGCUACGACAGCUACAGCACCAGCCGCAGCCGCAGCCGGACUCGCAGCCCCCACAGCCGCUCCCGCAGCCCCAGCCGCAGCCCCAGCUACAACAGCCGCAGCAGCUCGGAGAGUGCCGGCUUCUGACCCCACCCUGGCACCCGGCCGCAGCCCCCUGCCAUCCCGGCCAUGCCCCCCCACCCCGAUGCCGCCUG
Molecule: messenger RNA, 2011 nt
Organism: Phalacrocorax carbo (great cormorant)
Lineage: Eukaryota; Metazoa; Chordata; Aves; Suliformes; Phalacrocoracidae
Source: RefSeq, a predicted model, not a curated record